CGGUGAUUGAGCGGCAGCACUUGCGAUAGCCGACCUUCCUCUGCGACGACUUCCCAAAUCCACCACCGCACCCAUGAAUAGCAACAUCGACGCGGGUUCAUCCGACUUCAGCAUCGGGGCAACGAGUGCCUCGUCCGGCGAGGAGCUCGACAACUCCCCUGUCGAGAUGGUGGGCCGUUUCGAGCGGCGCCGACAGAGCAGCGUCAUGGUCGAGUCCUUCAGCAAGAACGUCAUCGAUCCGCUCGUCAAGGCCGGCGAUCGAGUCAUUGGACAUAUCCGCCACCGGCCCACGCUGACCUCCCCGCAGGCAUCGUUUACUCGGACGGCGAGCGGAUUCUACAGUCCCGAGGCCGGAGCGACGAACGGAGACGCCGGCCCUGGCCCCGCUCAUCCAAAGAUCCUGCUCAAGAGCGCUACGCUCGCCCCGACAAUCGCGUCGUGCUCGAACCCAUACGUAUCGGUCGAGUUCCAGGUUGCGGUCGUCGGCGCGGCUUCCGUCGGGAAGCAGACGCUGGUCAGGCGAGAGUGCGAAGACGCUCUUCAGUUUGCCUCGUCGAAGGGCAAGCAAAAGUCCGAGAACCAUGAGAUUCGGUUCAAGGAGCGAACAUUUCACACCCAGGAAAUCUCAGCCCGAGUCGAAUUCUGGAUCGCACGGACCACCAAGGGCAUCACCAAGAAGCUGAUGAAGUACCUGUCGGGAUGUGCCGGGUGCGCCUUUGUGUUUGAUGUCACCAACCGAGAUUCCUUUCAGAUUCUACAGACCUGGAUCACCGCUCUCAACUACUUCAAAGGUCCCGAGAACUACAAGGCGCCCAAGCCGUGCAUUCUUGUGGGAACAAGGAUCGAUGUUCCCAACCGCCAGAUCAUGCAGCGCGAAGGCGAGAAUCUCGCCAAAAACAACAAGAUGCUGUAUCUCGAGACAAACUGCUGGGACACAGCACAAUCGCCCCGAGUGCUCUGGCCGCUCAUCGUGGAGAUCCUCAAGUCUCUUCCCAUCGCCUGGCAACGCCGAUAUGAUUCUACAACGCUUGUUCCGCUCGAGGUCCGGCCCUCCCACCACGCUUCGCACACCCGGAAGUUCUACUAUAAUCAAAAGCUGGACAACAUCGCCGCCACCAGAGCCCUGACGUCCCAGACACUCACAUGGAUGUGA
This is a messenger RNA of Polychytrium aggregatum, 1153 nucleotides long. Its product is annotated as P-loop containing nucleoside triphosphate hydrolase protein. The record is from RefSeq and is a predicted model, not a curated record. The transcript is spliced from 4 exons. Gene Ontology annotation, molecular function: GTPase activity; GTP binding. Bases 74 to 1153 code for a protein of 359 amino acids. Lineage: Eukaryota; Fungi; Chytridiomycota; Chytridiomycetes; Polychytriales.